UGAUUGGCUGUGUGUAUAUCUACCCUCUGAUUGGCUGCUUGUGUGUAUAUGUCCUCGGAUUGGCUGCGAGGUAGAUGAUGGAGGACACGGGGUCAGACUUCACCAUGACCUUCAGACAGCUCAGCGAGGCGUCAGUGCAGCAGCUUCACCGCGGUGGCUUCACUCAGGUGACGUGGGCUCUUCAUGACCUCUCGUCCCACCAGCUGUUCUCUGAUUGGUCGAGGUUGUACCUGCUCAGGCUGGCCAGACAGGAAGGCGAUAAUGACGAGGAUCGACGGCACCGGAUGAAGAGUGUGAACCCCAGGUACGUCCUGAGGAACUGGAUGGCUGAGUCGGCCACCAGGAAGGCAGAGACCAACGACUUUUCAGAGGUGGUGCUGUUACAUGAUGUUCUGGGGAACCCCUUCAUAGCGCAAGACGCUGCAGAGGAGACAGGCUAUGCAGCGCGGCCUCCGCUGUGGGGGCGGAGGUUAAAGAAAUAUGGAGAACUUGGAUAUUUUCAUCCGUUACUUCCCCAGGGUAGGCUGAGCAUCAGAGGCUCUGUGUCCGAAUCUCUCUGCUAGCUAGCAUGCUAAGUGCCCUAACAUGCAACGUAGCAUAGCAUCCACAGGGAAUAUGUGUGUACAUUUAAGGAGAAGAUGAAACGGUAAAUUCUUAAUUAAUUUGCGAAAUGGAUCUUUAUGUUGACUAUAUUGAUACCAAUCGCAUAAACAACAAAAAUAAAACUCACCAUCAAAUCAGCCUGCAGAUAUUAUUUUACACUUUACUACACCGUGUGAAUGUCUGUUUCUUGUGUCAUGAUGUGUUGAUUUCACCGCAGGAUUUUUGGCACCAGAUUCCUGUCCCAUUUCAUGUGUUCAUAUAUCCUGUACAAUGUCCUGUGUUCAUAUCAAAAUCUGCCAAUAAGCAGUCAAUUGACCAUGGAGACAGUAAGAAAGGCCUGAUUGCGUCUAAGGAAGACAUUUUAAUAAAAAAUUAUAGAUGUCUGAAGGUUUAUCCAGAGCACUCUGCAAUCUCAUGAAGCCUAAAAUG
Messenger RNA from Gadus chalcogrammus (walleye pollock), 1032 nucleotides. Its product is annotated as protein adenylyltransferase SelO-like. The coding region runs from base 75 to 563 and encodes 162 amino acids. The transcript is spliced from 6 exons. The record is from RefSeq and is a predicted model, not a curated record. Lineage: Eukaryota; Metazoa; Chordata; Actinopteri; Gadiformes; Gadidae.